Molecule: messenger RNA, 971 nt
Organism: Periophthalmus magnuspinnatus
Lineage: Eukaryota; Metazoa; Chordata; Actinopteri; Gobiiformes; Gobiidae
Product: trace amine-associated receptor 9-like
Exons: 2
Coding region: 1-969 (322 amino acids)
Biological process (GO): G protein-coupled receptor signaling pathway
Cellular component (GO): membrane
Molecular function (GO): trace-amine receptor activity
Source: RefSeq, a predicted model, not a curated record
AUGGAGAUGGACGAGAUAGAACUGUGCUUUCCCCAUCUCCACAACAGCUCCUGUAGGAAGACUAAGAUCGACCCAACUGAUGAUCAGAUUACAGACGUGUUGCUCGGUUUUGCGUCAAUGCUCACUUGUGUACUCAAUCUUUUGGCUGUUAUUGCCAUUUCACAUUUCAGAAAGCUUCACACCUCCACUAACCUAAUGCUUCUAUCUUUGGCUGUGUCCGAUUUCCUUGUUGGUCUCAUGGUCAUACCAGUCGAUAGCAUUAAAUGGAAAAUUUGCUGGACUUUGGGUGACCUGAUGUGUGUGAUUUAUUACAUACUUUCCUAUACACUAUAUAUGUCUUCAGUCGGAAAUAUUAUCCUUAUUUCCGUGGAUCGCUAUGUGGCCAUCUGUCAGCCUCUCCACUACCAAAGCAGAAUGACUGGAAAAGUAGUCAAGAUCAGCAUAUGCAUGUGCUGGAUGUACUCAAUUGGGUACUCAGUUUUAUUUCUUUCUGAGAAUUUAAUGUAUCCCGGCAAAUAUAAAUCUUGUGAAGGAGAAUGUGUGGUUUCUUAUUCCAAAGAAGCAGAUUUAAUAAUCAGCUGCAUCAUACCAUUUGGAAUUAUUUUUGUCCUUUACACUAUAGUUGCAAUAGUAGCUGUUUCUCAGGCCCGAGCUAUGCUUUCUCAUGUUACAGCUGUCACUUCCAAAACAAGCAAAAGAUCAGAGAUUAAAGCCGUACGAAACCUGGGGAUCAUUGUGGUCGUGUAUGUCGCUUGUUACUGCCCAUACCUUAUUGCUGUGUAUUCUGAAGCCUACAUCACAAUACUAGGUACUCCUUUAAUUGUCAUUGCAAUAUCAAUCGUUUUUCUAAACUCAUGUGUGAAUCCUCUAAUGUACACAUUUUUGUUUCCCUGGUUUAGAAAAGCCAUUAAACUCAUAGUCACACUUCAGAUACUGAAACCUGGUUCAUCUGAUGUAAAUAUUUUUUAGCU